CCAUCUUUGUUUUUGGGAGUAUGUAGUUAACAAUCAGUGCUGUUUGCCACUGUCAAAGAAGAUGUGAAAGGCCCAUCUUGACCUAGAAACUCUUGAAAUGGCGGACUUCUUGAAAGGACUGCCAGUCUACAAUGAGAGCAAUUUCAGCCGGUUUCACGCAGACUCCGUUUGCAAAGCUUCGAAUAGAAGACCGUCUGUAUACCUGCCAACACGAGAGUAUCCGUCGGAACAGAUCAUUGUGACAGAGAAGACCAACAUUUUGCUUCGAUACCUCCAUCAGCAAUGGGACAAAAAGAAUGCAGCAAAGAAACGAGAUCAAGAGCAAGUGGACAUUGAAGGCGAGAGCUCGGCACCGCCACGCAAAAUCGCCCGCACAGACAGCCAGGAUAUGAUCGAAGACACCUAGUGGUCUGAUCCCCAGACGCAAGUGCUUCCCUUUUCAUCAUGUCAUGUCUUACCGUCUCUCCACCAUGCAGCCCUUCAUUUGUAUAUCAUAGGAGCACCUUUAUUUAUUUACAUAUAAUUUAUGGCCUGGGGGAAGGGGGGGGGGGGGGGGCAGGGAGGCAAGCAGAACAAAUGGAAGCCCGAUACAGAUCCACAGGGAAUGAGUGAUCAAAUAAGCGCUCCUGUUUUUGCCAGGGUCGGGGAGGGGAGGGAUCUGUAUCGGAGACUGGAUGGAUGGGUGCAGUGCAAACUCUUUGGUGAAACAUUGUCGGAGUGAGAGCUUGCAGGAAUGGCAAUAGUCUUCACUGCAAUGCAUGUCUUCACCAACUUGUAGUGUCCACAGCAUCUAAAUUAUCAUCUCCCCUGGUUUAAACCCCCCCCGAUAGGAUUGAGACAGCACACUUUGCCACUGAGGUGCUUGUCCCGAUCGUAAGAUGGAAGCAAUCAAGUGUGCUUCUCUAGUCCCACAUUUCUUGAAACAUUUUUGUCUUCAUCGUACUAGAGGACCCUACAGUAGUUGCUUUUAGUCGUUCUGUUCAGUUUCCAAGUGACCAUUUCCUCGCCCCAUCAGAAUCCAAGAGAAGUGGACACUAACCGAGCUGCCCCGCCCCAGACCAACCUCCGCUCUCGUCAACGCUGCAACCAAUAAACCCUUUGGCAAUUUGCAGCGUUGCUGUGUGUGUGUGUGUGUGCGUUGGGCCUGUACACAUCCUUCACCUCCUACACAUGAUAACCUUGGAAGUUAGAAACAAUUCACUGGUCUUGCGGGACAUUCAGUUUUAUGCUUUAGUUUGAGAAAGGGAAGCCAUUUUGUAUAGGUUUUUUUUUUAACAAGAAUAAUUGUUUUUGAAGUCCAAAGAGUUAACGUCAGGCAUGCUGGCAAAUCACUGGUUCUAAAUCUUUGUGUGGAGGGAUUGUUCCACGGAUCCUCAGUGGGACACGAUGGCAUCAGUGUCCAAUGCAUUUGUAUUACAUUCAUUUUUUUUUUCCACACAAUUUUUAAACAUGGGCAUUGACUUUUUAAAUGCCAAACUGGAGAGAGCUUGAGACUGUUAAGUUGUUCCUAUGUUGAUAUCGCACCUGCUACAACUUUUUGUUUGUCGUGCAGUUAACUUUUACUAAGUAUAUUUUAUGAGUAAGCUUGACAACUGGCAGGGGAAAAAAAAAAAAAGAAAUCUUCCGCGUGCUGCGCCUUCAAUGAAACUUAGCUUCAAAGAUCUGUUUCUGCUCGAUUCGUGAACCGGUUUUGCUCCACCUGCAGCCUUAGCUUCGCCGAUGUGGGAAAUGCUUCCAAGACGGGGGAAGGAAGGGCAAGAGAUGUUCUCAAUUUUGUUGCUGGUCAGAAUAUGUAUGUUGUAACGAGUCCAGAAGUGGGCGGACAUGUUCAAAACUAAAUCUGAGGCACAGGCUUGCCAAGUUUGCUUCUGCCCCAUGCACGGGCCAUUGUGGCCGAAUAUUAUUCUGCUUCUAAUUCAAGAGCUGCUUCUCCAGUGCUGCUGCUUUCUCUACACUUCACCUACUCACUCACUCCCUCCCGACCAGAACAUUGGGCUAUGGGGAUGCCAGGGCCCUGUUUUAGAUUUGUUAAACGUUGUUCUAUACUGCAGU
This is a messenger RNA of Amblyraja radiata (thorny skate), 2052 nucleotides long. RefSeq names its product DET1 and DDB1 associated 1 (gene dda1). The transcript has 5 exons. The record is from RefSeq and is a predicted model, not a curated record. Gene Ontology annotation, biological process: positive regulation of proteasomal ubiquitin-dependent protein catabolic process. The coding region runs from base 98 to 406 and encodes 102 amino acids. Gene Ontology annotation, cellular component: Cul4-RING E3 ubiquitin ligase complex. Lineage: Eukaryota; Metazoa; Chordata; Chondrichthyes; Rajiformes; Rajidae.